GGUGCCGGAGGUACUUCUAACGAGGGAACCUCGUGUGGCAAAGCACCCUCCCGUUGUGAUUAGAUAGAGAGGUGAUAAGGACGCGUGAAAAAUUACUCAAGUCUGUGCUGGAGACAAACUGAGAGUUUUGGCGGGGUUGUGUGGGUCCAAUUAGUGUUUUAAUUUAGUGUAACCAUCGCGCCCUUUGAACUCCCAUUUGCCGAAACGCCAGAUGCUCACGAAUCAUGCUGUGCUUCAAUCUCAAAAUUGCCGCAAUUUUCCGUGGAUAUCGCGAUGAGUCUGUUCGGGAUCGGAGCCAGAGCCUGUGUACACCACCACCAAGAACUCCACCUCAUCGUGACAUUGGAGCUCUGCGUGUGCUGCAGAGGAGGGCAUCGAGCGUGAUUUCGUCAGCAACAGAAUUAAUUUCUCGUCGUGGUGUUUUUGCUAGACGCAAUUAUGGAUCUGUUGAUAAGCUGCCGCAAUGUGAACUUGAAGGACUUGACCAGAAUUGCAGACGUUUCAGAUUGGAGAAUGGUGAGAGUAUGGCAGAGAAAGACGAAGUAUUUGGUAGUCCGAGUACGCCUAUCCUGGAAAAUCCUGAGCACCAGACUCGAUGGUAUUUCAAAUAUUUCCUCGGCCGAUUGCAUCAAAACUACGUUGGGAUUGAUUCGGAAAAGAAUCCGUACUUCCUUUCGGUGGUGUCACAGGACUCAGGGAGCAAAUACAUGCCUUUGUACAGAGUUAUACUAUUCAGGAAGCAGGGUGCUCAGAAGCUUGCCCUACCCUACAAUCCUCAGCAAAAGUUGACGGUGAAGCAAAUUUUGGCCCAUUUCCCGUCUAUGGACACCAAUAAAACGCCCAAGGAACUAUUUUCCGCGGACAUUCAGAAGGAUUUGCUGUUGCUGGAGGAACAGGAGGGUUCGGUGAAUUUCAAAUUUGGCGUUGUGUACAUGAAGGGUGGUCAGAAGGCCGAUGAUGAAAUGCUGAGCAAUGAGUGUGGCAGUGAGGAUUUUGAUGAGUUUCUGGGCGUGUUGGGGGAGAAGAUUCGUCUAAAGGGGUGGCAGCAGUACAAAGGUGGACUGGAUGUAAAGAAUGAUAUGACGGGCAGAUAUUCCAUUUACACCAUUUACGAAGGUCACGAAAUAAUGUUCCAUGUAUCAACCUUACUACCUUUCUCACGAGAUCGGCAGCAGGUUGAGCGCAAGAGACACAUUGGAAAUGAUAUCAUCAACAUCAUCUUUGUGGAUGGAGAUGAAGCGGAUUUCUCGCCGAAUUGCAUCAAAAGCCAAUUUACACAUAUUUUUGCCGUCGUCACGAAGCGUCGUAAGACAUAUAGAUUGUCCAUGUACUGUGAUGAGACUGUCCCUCCAUUCGGACCGACACUCCCUGAUCCACCAGAAUUUCAAAAUCCUACGACGUUCCGUGAAUUUCUGCUGGUGAAAUUAAUUAACGGAGAAAAGGCAACAUUUCAGACGCCCACAUUUUUCCAGAAGCGUCAACGAACACUGGAAAUGCUCAUUCGGGAUUUGUAUGAGGAAUACCAGCAUGACUCCAAAAUGACAAUGCUCAAUCGACGUGCAUUCUCUGAGGUACUCUAUGACGCACCGCGAGCAUCGAAGCUGAAGGAGGAUGCACGCCAGGUGGAAUUCGUAAGAAUUGGUCAGGCCCUGAAACUGGAGGCGAUUGUACGUGGUGAUGCACCCACGAGUCUGGCAACAGCAGGACCUGGAUCGGUAUUCAAGAGACCACCAUGGGAGCCACAUUGUUUCUAUGCGGCCUUCAAUCACAGGGGCAACAUUGUAGGAGAUUCUUGGGGCUGUGACGCCUUAUUUUUGGCGACUGACGAGGGCACAUUUCUGAUAAAAGAGGACCAAAGUCACCAAAUUGUUUUCGAUCGCACCUUCAGCGUUCGGCAAUUGAGUGUUUGUGAAGAUUAUGGGAUUGUUUUAAUUAGAGGUGGGGCUGCCACACAUAAAGAUGGCCAUCGGAUCUAUGUCUUUCAGCUCAUUGACUUCAAAGAAGAGAGCAUCAAGUGCAGGACCCGAAUGGAUGUAAAAGCUCAUAGGAUUGAGAAGACUAGAGGAACUCAUCUGUAUAGCAUCUCAAAUGGGAGUGAUGGCCACUUGAAGAUGGCUGUGGCGAUUGGAAGGAAACUUCUCAUGUACCAGUGGAAGGAUACAGCAGCCAAACACACAUGGUGCAACAAUGGAAAUUACACUGCAGAUGGUUUCCUAUUCCUGAGGGAAAUCACCCUUCAUGAAACACCAUCAAUUCUGACAAUAAUCGAGGGAUAUGCAAAUUCCAAGUUAGAUCCAAAUCAUGGAAAUAUCAUUUGUUGCGGUUUCAAGCACAAUUUUGACGUAGUUUGUGAAAGCACUGGACAAUCCUUUCGUCUGCACGAAAUUGAAAUAUCCAAGAGAUCGCAGACACAGCUAGUAGCAGCCCUUGAUCUCUACGAUGGUCAUGAAACAGAACUUCUACUUUGCUACAACCAUACCUGCCAUUUUCAGAAGCUCGAUGAUGAAGGUUCAAGUACAGAAUUUGACUUUCAUUGGAACUCUUCACCCACAUCCGUGAUUUGCGCCUUUCCCUAUGUUAUAGCCUUCACGAAUGAUUCCAUGGAAAUCAGAUUACUCGUGAAUGGAAAUCUCGUACACAUGGUUUCUAUGGCAGAAUUGCAAUUGAUCACGAGUAAAAAGGACAUAUUUUUUGCCACCACAGCACCUGAAUUCAUUCCAAAGGACAAUCGCAUCAAGGGCUUGGAAAACGAGUCAGAGAGCCCCAAGGAUCAGGUAAAGCAUUCACCGAGAAUUGGGGAUAUUUCAUCAGAGAGAAUUCUGGAGAUUAAGAAUCAAAUUGAGAGGAUUGAGGAGAAUCAGAGAAUUGAAAUAGUGGACAAUGUUCCAAUCAAUGCCAAGGAUGAUCUCAAUAGGUUGCUAGUAUGUCCUAGUGAAGACCUACCUUCUAUUCAUCGGGCACGAUCUCUUCAGGGUAAGGAGCGCACUAGAGAAAUGGAUGACUCUUGUAAAAGGCAGAUUUCUAAAAGCAAUUCCUGUGGAGAAACUGCAAGUGCAGCUGAAUUUGCACCUCAUAAAGCUCUGGUAGAACCUUCAGUACCUCCCAAUUCACCCAAGAGUAUUACCACUGACUCUCCUGGAUCACCAAACAGUCGAAAGCUUUCUAAGAGCUUUAAAGGUGAUGCAGAAGGAAUUGAAAAGCAGAAACCCCUGAGAAUCUAUAGAAUACCAAUAGCUAAUCUUACUGGACCUCAUCAUUCUCAGUCAUACCAUCCACAGAAUUUGAAGAUGCCCAAGGUCCAAAAAAUCCCAGAAGAUCACACUGCCGAGAGUGAAGAAAUAACAGCAGCGGAUGAGGGUGUCUCAUAAUAAUUUUCUACUGGAUAAGAUUUUGUGCACUGAUUGUCCUAGAUUUUUGCUCUGUAACCGACA
Molecule: messenger RNA, 3431 nt
Organism: Phlebotomus papatasi
Lineage: Eukaryota; Metazoa; Arthropoda; Insecta; Diptera; Psychodidae
Product: GTPase-activating Rap/Ran-GAP domain-like protein 3
Exons: 13
Coding region: 225-3368 (1047 amino acids)
Biological process (GO): regulation of small GTPase mediated signal transduction; activation of GTPase activity
Cellular component (GO): cytoplasm
Molecular function (GO): GTPase activator activity
Source: RefSeq, a predicted model, not a curated record